This is a messenger RNA of Procambarus clarkii (red swamp crayfish), 2519 nucleotides long. The record is from RefSeq and is a predicted model, not a curated record. NCBI's taxonomy places the organism in Eukaryota, Metazoa, Arthropoda, Malacostraca, Decapoda, Cambaridae.
CAAUUGAGCAGGUUGCAAGUCUCCACCUUGUGACCUUCCUACGCCUAGCUAUGGCCUUACUAGCCCGUGAUCGGCGAGUGUCUCGCUCCGAGUACACCAGGGACUACUACCGCACCUCCUCCAGCAUCACCACGCCCACGCCCGCGUCCCAGGAGCACCCACACGCCCCCGCUGUCCCGCCCAGGAGGCCAGGUCAGGGCGGGAGUGACGCCUGGGUCCCGCCCCCGCCCAUCAACCCGGCAGUGUGGCGGGCCUCCCACUCCGCCAAGCUCCACGACUCCUACGCUGACGCCUCCCACGCUCAGAGGACCCGCGCCGAGAACAGACGGCUGUGUGAGGAGGCGGAGCGUCUGACGGCCAAGCACAGACAGGAGGUUGAGCGGCGCCUCACCGACCGGGUCUUCGACGUCAGCUUCUGGCGGGAAGAGCUGGGUGCCCGACACGCGGCCAUGGAGCAGGACGCCGCCGCUCUCACCACCCUCAGGGAGAGACUGAGCAAGGCCCAUCAGCUCUACCUGCAGCCGCUGGAAGUAGCGCACCAGUGCAUCCAGAUCAGGAGCGGACGUGUGGGGGUGGAGGAGGUGGAGGACGAGGCCUCGGCGGCGCUGCGGCAGGAGGUGCAAGAGCUGCUCAGAUGUCGCGACGUCCUCGCCAGAACCCUAGCAGACGCCGACCAUCAGUUCCGGCGGGUCCUCGCCUCCCGCUACCACUUGGAGAAGAACCUUCAGGAUAAGGACGCCGCCCUCCGCGUCGACGAGGCCACUACUAACCUCACGCCCACGGCGCCGCCUACAGCCAUCAUCCCCAGACAGGCCGUCGACCCCAGUCCAAUCUCGGUGGAGUGGUGGCGGGAGACCGGAGUGAAGCUGUUACACCGAGCCGACGACGAGCACCAACUCUCAGCCCAGAUCCUGGCGCUGGCGGAGGACAUCCUGGUGGCGACGUCUCGUCACCUUCGGGAGCGUCUGGAGCACACUGACCACUGCCUGCAGGCGCGCAUCCUUGACACCCGCCAUGCCAAGACCCUUCUGGAGGAGCAGCAUGCUAAGCUGGUGGAGGAAGAGAGGCAGCUGGAGCAGAGCCUGGUGGAGGUGGAGGACCAGCUGGAGGCCAAGCGUGGCCCCCUGGCCCUGGCCCAGACGCGCCUGCACACCCGCACUAGGAGGCCCAACAUGGAGAGGACCAGAGACGAGGUGGAGGCAGCCCUGCUGAGGGAGGUCCAGGAGCUAGAGCUCACCAUCUCCCGCCUGACCUCCGCCGCGGAGAUGUCACGUGACCACCUCCAGCGGCUGAGGUCAACUAAGGUCAGCCUCGAGCACGACAUCAACCUCAAGGCCAAGACGCUGCUCCUCGACGAAGUCAAGGUCGUGGCCCUCCGCAACACUGUCAAGAUUGACACCUACUAAGGCUUGACACCAUUAAGGCUUGACACCAUUAAGGCUUGACACCUACUAAGGCUUGACACCAUUAAGGCUUGACACCUACCAUCUGGAAAAAAUGGCUACGGCUACGAAAAAAUGGCUACGAAAAAAUGGCCUAGCCAAAAGCGUCACUGUUGCUGGGUUAUUAAUAUCUUUAAAGACUUGUGUCAGUGUCCUCCCAGAUGUCGUCAGGAGAGGACGUGCCACAAGGCGCUCCGCACAGGGGCCAGAAUUUAUUGAGCAUUUACUAAAUAAAAACAAUAUUAAAUUGUAUCUUGGACUAUCAACUAUAACCCUUAAAACUGUCACUGGACGAGAACUCUCCGAUGAAUUCGAAGAAAAGUAGAAUAGUGCAAACAGGAACUAGCAGAUCUCCUGUCUAUCACCAUGAAAUGUGUCAAACAGCUGUAUUGGGCAGGUAAGUAAGUUAGUAGCCUAAUAAAUGUUGUCACGACUUGAAUACGACUUGGUAUAGGUAUCUCUGGCCUUGUAUGGGGGGUGUAGAUGAAGUAGAGUGUAGAGUGUAUGUGGACAAAGACACGGACACACAUUGGAGACAUUGGAGCAUUUACAUCUUGGACGGUGACCAUUUAGAGGCGGGUCUAAGACGCACGCUGCAUGAAAUGGCAAACCAUCUUGUUACAAAUAUCUGAAAUCACUGUACUCGCAUUUCGCUUCUACUAGAUAAAUUACAUAUAUACAUGAGACGCUUAUAUUAUGAGUUCCCCCCUCUCUCCCCCCCCCCUACCCUCUCUACCCCCCAAGUUCCCCUACUGCCCUGCUCCCCUACCUUAAACUCAUCUUGCACCCUUACUAACCCAAAACACCCUUCCCCCCUGCUCCCCCAACCUCCACCACGUCCCUCUCCCUUCACCUACAACCCCCCCCCCAUGUUAUCAUCAGCUGUACAGUCAUGUUUUAUCGAUGAGAGAUUGUGUUAUCAGCGUCCAGAGAUACGUCUGCACUAGUGCCAGCUCCCCCCUCGUUACCGGACAUAUCAGUGCCAGCUUUCCCCUCGUUACCAGGCACUCCGGAACGAAGGGAUAUAUACACACUGAGAGGUGCCUCUCGCUUCUCGGCGCGUACACCGAGAAUUUA